AUGGGCGGAAUCAGGACAGCUCAGAUCCCGGCACCCCCGACGCUCGACGUCAAAGCACUCCCAGAAUUCGGAGCCCAGGUCUAUGGCUAUGACCCUACAGCGCCUUUUGACCCUGCGGCAUUUGCAGAACUCGAGGAACUGCUCUACAAACACAGUCUGCUCGUCAUUCGCGGUGUAGACUUGACGCCCAAACAGCAGUACAAACUGACCAAGGCAUUCGAUGCUACUGCCGAGGGCUCAUACGGCCACGGCAACAACAAGACGGGAUCAGAGAAGAAAUCCGUUCUGCAUCCCGAUCUCAAAACGGUCCCCUCUCAGCCUCAAGUGCAGCUGAUUGGUAAUGGCGUCCCCACUGAUCCUCGCAUCACCCAAGGCCUCGACAAGCCACAGCUUCGCCAUCCUCACCACAAGACGUUCCACAAAGAAGUCGUCUCGCCCGAGGAAGAAGCCCAAGGGAUCACUCGGUUCUAUCGGUGGCACAUAGACGCUGCUCUCUACGACCUCCUCCCACCCAAGGUCACGACACUCUACGCACUCAGCGUUCCUGCCGGUGAGGAGCAGACCUGCCGAUACGAUGACGGAACGGGCGAUGAGCUCAAAGUUCCCCUGGGCACCACUGCAUUCGUCUCCGGCACAAAGAUGUUCGACAUCCUCCCACCCGAUCUCAAAUCGCUCGCCGUACGUGCCAAAGUACGCUAUGCACCUCAUCCCUAUGUCUGGAUGGCGCCCGCAAAGAGCAAUUCCACCGGUCUCGGGAUCGUCUCUGACGGCAAGGAGCUAUCCAAAGAUGACUUGCCCGCAUGGGAGUCGAGCAAGAUCAAAGAGUUUCCCAUGACUUGGAAGAAUCCAAAGACGGGCAAGCUGCACUACCAAGUCCACCCGAGCGGUGCAGAAGCCAUCAUCGUUGCACCUCUGCCCGCCGGUGUUGACCCAUCAGGGCAGAUCCUGCCCGAAGGCGGUAUCAUCAGCGAUCUCAAAGAGACACGCGAACUGCUGUUCAAGAUGCAACGACCGGGCAUCGCCCCCGAGCUCGUCUACCCGCACGAUUGGAAGAAAGACGACCUCUGCAUCUUCCACAACCGUGGUGUCCUCCACUCUGUCGUCGGCGCUUUCGAACCGGAUCAAGUUCGUGCUUUCUGGCAGUGCAACUUGGCUUCUGGCGAAGAACCGCUGCCGCCCACUGCAGACGACGUCAAAACCUACUCUUCAUUCGCCUAA
Mixia osmundae IAM 14324 is the source of this 1218-nucleotide messenger RNA. RefSeq lists its product as uncharacterized. NCBI's taxonomy places the organism in Eukaryota, Fungi, Basidiomycota, Mixiomycetes, Mixiales, Mixiaceae. Bases 1 to 1218 code for a protein of 405 amino acids. The transcript is spliced from 5 exons. The record is from RefSeq and is a predicted model, not a curated record. Gene Ontology annotation, molecular function: oxidoreductase activity.